Messenger RNA from Ipomoea nil (Japanese morning glory), 1076 nucleotides. Its product is annotated as proteasome subunit alpha type-6-like. NCBI's taxonomy places the organism in Eukaryota, Viridiplantae, Streptophyta, Magnoliopsida, Solanales, Convolvulaceae. Gene Ontology annotation, biological process: ubiquitin-dependent protein catabolic process. Bases 124 to 864 code for a protein of 246 amino acids. Gene Ontology annotation, cellular component: nucleus; cytosol; proteasome core complex. The record is from RefSeq and is a predicted model, not a curated record. The transcript is spliced from 9 exons.
UUGGGAACAAAGCUUCUACCCCUCUUUCUCUCAAUGUUCAUAUAGAUCAAUAACAUCGUACGUCUUUUCACUGAAUCGGAAAACCAACUGCAAAGCUCUGACGAAUUUCCAAAACAUAAAAAAAUGAGUAGAGGAAGCGGCGGCGGCUAUGAUCGGCAUAUUACGAUCUUCUCGCCGGAAGGACGUCUCUUUCAAGUCGAAUACGCGUUUAAGGCUGUGAAGGCCGCGGGAAUCACCUCCAUUGGCGUCCGAGGAAAAGAUUCUGUAUGUGUGGUUACUCAGAAGAAAGUCCCGGACAAGCUAUUGGAUCAGACAAGUGUAACCCAUCUGUUUCCUGUAACCAAGUAUCUUGGAUUGUUGGCUACUGGAAUAACAGCUGAUGCUAGGACCUUGGUCCAACAGGCUAGGAAUGAAGCUGCUGAGUUCCGCUUUAGAUAUGGAUAUGAAAUGCCAGUGGAUGUGCUGGCCAGAUGGAUUGCAGACAAAUCACAGGUCUAUACCCAGCAUGCUUAUAUGAGACCACUUGGAGUAGUUGCAAUGAUUCUGGGUAUAGAUGAGGAGAAAGGCCCUCAGCUCUUCAAGUGUGAUCCUGCAGGUCAUUUUUUUGGUCACAAGGCAACUAGUGCAGGAGUAAAAGAACAAGAGGCAAUCAACUUUCUUGAGAAGAAAAUGAAAAAUGACCCGGCUUUCAGUUACGAAGAAACUGUACAGACUGCAAUCUCUGCUCUCCAAUCUGUUCUACAAGAAGAUUUCAAGGCCAGUGAGAUUGAGAUUGGCGUUGUGAGGCAAGAAGAUCCAUCCUUUAGAGUGUUAUCCACUGUAGAGAUUGAUGAGCAUUUGACAGCCAUCAGCGAGCGUGACUAAUCAGCCACACAAUACUUAUUUUACGUUGAAAUCUGUGGUGAAAGUUGGUGAGAUUCACUUCACUUUUCAGUAGUAAGACAUUGUUUCGUACGCAUGGCGCCUUGAAUUCAGACAUUGUUUCAUUUCAGAUUGUUGUAGACUUCUUGUAGUUAAUUAAAAUUGAGUAUCUUUUGAUUAAAUUUCAGGUAAAACAUGAAUCUUUUUAGUUGGAA